Messenger RNA from Uncinocarpus reesii 1704, 2385 nucleotides. Its product is annotated as protein bimA. Bases 1 to 2385 code for a protein of 794 amino acids. Gene Ontology annotation, molecular function: protein binding. The transcript is spliced from 4 exons. The record is from RefSeq and is a predicted model, not a curated record. Lineage: Eukaryota; Fungi; Ascomycota; Eurotiomycetes; Onygenales; Onygenaceae. Gene Ontology annotation, biological process: cell division.
AUGCCCCCGUCAGCCUCCCAUAUAUCCAGCCAACUGCGGCAAUUGGUCUACUAUCACCUCGACAACAACCUAAUCCGAAAUGCCCUUUUCGUUGCGGGUCGCCUACAUGCGUUCGAGCCGAGAUCUUCAGAAUCUGCCUACUUGCUGGCCCUUUGUCACCUUUUAGCUGGGCAGCAUGUCUGGACCUUGGGAAGUACAUGGAAGGAAUCACCGCUUUGGAGCGGAGUAGGCCACAUUGGAUAUCCAGAAACAAUUGGAGUGCGUGAUACCUCUCUGGUUUUGAAUAUAUACGAAGAGGUCAUCACUGUUUUUGGAGUGCUAAUUGACUCUGGAACAGACAAACAUAGUGAAAGCCGUCGCCAGCAUCUACCUGAUGCCGCAGCCGUUCUAUGCCUCCAGGGACGAUUAUGGAAAGCUCACAAGGAUAUACAUAAAGCUGUGGACUGCUAUGUUGAAGCGCUGAAAUUGAAUCCCUUUCUUUGGGAUGCGUUUCUAGGCCUUUGCGAAGCAGGAGCUAACGUUCGAGUCCCAAACAUCUACAAAAUGACACCGGAGAUGAUAGCGGUUCUGACAGCAUCCCCUUCCGCAGAGAGCCUUUCCUCCUUCGUCCAAGGAACGGCACAAGUCGGUCCGCUGCAGACACAACCAAAUUCCAAUAACGUGGACCCUUUCGUGUCUCUCAAUCCCCGUGCUGAAGGAGUCAGUGGAUCAGGUUGUUCCGCGCUUUGGGAAAAGCUGAAUGGGAAUUCUUUGAAUGUAAAUUCGGGCGGCUCCUUAGCUACCGAAGGCAUGGAAACGCCUAUCGCGCAAAGUGAUUCCGAUGACUUUCGAGUGAAUGGGAGCGGUGGCAUCGGAUCAGGGUCUUUCGGAGAACCACCACUCGCUCCAGCCCGAAAACAGCGAUCCAUGCAGGUUUUGGGUCACGAAUACAACCUUGAUCCACCCCCAAAGAUGAAAACUACGAUUACCAGAUCGAAGACCCGCUCCCGAACUGAAGCUGAGGAAGGGGUUUCGACUCGUGAAGCCCCCGUACCGCUCGUUGCUGACCGUAAGAGGACUGUGUCGGGCCACAUUGCACCUAGUUCCUCCUCUCAGCAAACCGAGCCUGGAGCUCCGCAGAGGCGAAGUGUCCGGCUUUUCAAUCAAAUUCGUCCGUCUUCAGCUAAAGUUUCUGCUUUAGCAGGAUCGAAAGAGAGCCGCGAGAUCAAAAAGGUCAAAUCCACGGGCGUGAAGUCUCGAAAUGUCUCUGGUUCGAGUAUGACGAGGGCCGUGAGCGGCAGCCGAAAAGCGGUCACAGAACCAAUGGACAUUGAUAAAAAGGAGACCGCCGGUAGUCAACAUAAGAGUGCACAGCCCGAUAGGUCGAAAGAGAUAGAGGCUCUUGGCUGGACCCUUGAACUCUUCUCCAAAUUUGCUAGUGGUUUCAAUGCGUUAUCCAAUUAUCGAUGUCAAGAGGCUAUUCAAAUCUUCAAUUCAUUGCCGCAAAGUCAGAGAGAAACUCCAUGGGUUUUAUCACAUCUUGGCCGUGCGUAUUACGAGCAAGCGCAAUACAGCGAGGCGGAAAAAUUCUUUGUUCGAGUGCGGACAAUCGCACCAUACAAUCUGAAGGAUAUGGAGGUCUAUUCAACAGUCCUCUGGCAUCUGAAAAAUGCGGUUGAACUGGCAUAUCUAGCACACGAGCUUAUGGAAAUUGAUCGCCUGUCCCCCCAGGCUUGGUGUGCUAUAGGGAAUUCAUUUUCCCUUGAAGGAGACCAUGAUCAGGCAUUAAAAUGUUUUCAACGGGCAACUCAAGUGGAACCCAGGUUUGCAUACGCAUUCACUCUACAAGGCCAUGAAUAUCUUUCAAAUGAAGAGCAUGAUAAAGCCAUGGAUGCCUACCGACAUGCGAUUGGUGCUGAUAGCCGGCAUUACAAUGCGUGGUACGGGCUGGGUAAGGUAUAUGAAAAAAUGGGUAAAUUUAAAUUUGCGGAGCAGCAUUACCGGACAGCGUCCAGUAUCAAUCCAACCAACGUGGUGUUGAUAUGCUGCAUUGGCUUGGUUUUGGAACGGAUGGGGAAUCAUAGGGGCGCAUUAGUACAGUAUGCUCGAGGUUGCUCAUUGUCGCCGCAAGCAGUCGUUCCGCGUUUGCGCAAGGCUCGCACCCUUUUGAAACUUCAAGAGCUCAAGCAAGCUCACUCUGAGCUCAAAAUUUUGAAAGAUAUUGCACCAGAUGAACCGAAUGUGCAUUAUCUGCUUGGGAAGUUUUAUAAAAUGAUGCACGACAAGGGGAAUGCCAUCAGGCAUUUCACGACUGCAUUGAAUUUGGAUCCAAAGGCUGCCCAGUUCAUCAAAGACGCAAUGGAAUCCCUUGAAAACCCUGACGAUUUUGACGACGAUAUAGCCUAG